AUGGCGGUAACAACUAGAGCAAUUAUGAGGCUCCCAGCCUCAUCAAUUGGCAUGCGCACAGCAACUGCUGCCACUCGCAGAGCCUUUGCGACAUCUUCGCGGUCUUUACUUACUCGGGCCGCCCGGCCGAGCUCCAGAGUCACCCUCGACAAGAGCAAAGUCCAGCAGAUGUUCCGCCGCACAUACGCUGAUAUUGCGCCUGCCCCUGCAAAGAAGCCUCGAAGAUUUCGCUACUUUACAUACCUCUGGCGCCUUACAUACCUCUCAGUUAUUGGGGGGAGUGCUUAUCUAGCUUACGGUGUUUGGGAGCUUCGCCAUCCCGAUGAGCAAUUUGCACCAGAUCCAUCGAAGAAAAACCUUGUCAUUCUAGGUACUGGGUGGGGUGCGGUCUCACUCCUCAAAAAACUCGACACGGAAAACUACAAUGUCAUUGUUAUCUCUCCCCGAAAUUACUUCCUCUUCACACCUCUCUUGCCGUCAUGUACAACUGGAACAGUCGAGCAUCGAUCCAUUAUGGAGCCCAUCCGAAGUAUAACGAGACAUAAGAAAGCCGCGGUCAAGUUCUAUGAAGCGGAAGCGACUAAGAUUGACCCGGAGAGGAAGACAAUAAUGAUAGAUGAUAAUUCUGACAUCAAGGGUGCUUCGAACAAGACGGAAGUUUCUUACGAUAUGCUUGUUGUCAGCGUGGGUGCUGAGAAUGCUACUUUCGGUAUCCCUGGUGUAAAAGAGCACUCUUGCUUCUUGAAGGAGAUUGGAGAUGCCCAACAAAUCCGAAAGAAGAUCAUGGACUGCGUAGAGACUGCAACUUUCAAGGACCAAACCCCAGAAGAAGUUGAGCGCCUGCUUCAUAUGGUUGUUGUCGGUGGUGGCCCAACUGGUGUCGAAUUCGCCGGCGAGCUCCAGGAUUUCUUCGACCAGGACAUUAAGAAGUGGGUUCCUGAAAUCAGCGACAAGUUCAAGGUGACUCUCAUUGAGGCUCUCCCGAACGUUUUGCCCAUGUUCUCCAAGCAGUUGAUCGAUUAUACCGAAUCGACCUUCAAGGAAGAGAAGAUCACAAUCAAGACCAAGACAGCUGUGAAGAAAGUGACCGAUAAGACCGUAGAAGCAGAGGCCACUGGUCCUGAUGGAAAGAAGAGCAUUGAGGUCAUGCCAUACGGCUUGCUAGUCUGGGCAACCGGAAAUGCGGUCCGUCCUGUGGUCAAGGACCUCAUGACCCAAAUCCCAGCGCAAAAGGACUCGCGGAGAGGUCUUGCCGUCAACGAAUACCUUGUCGUCCAAGGUACUAAGGAUAUCUGGGCAACUGGUGACUGCGCCGUUGCCGGUUACGCGCCAACGGCUCAAGUAGCUUCGCAAGAAGGGGCUUUCCUUGCACGCCUCUUCAACACCAUGGCGAAGAGCGAGGCUAUUGAGCAUCAGAUCCAUGAUUUGAGCUCUAGCCUCAACUUGAAGCCUGGUAAUUCCGGAGAGAUUGCGGUUGAGAUUGAGUCCCACGAGAAGAAAUUGCGGAGAAUCAAGGAUAUAAAGCCUUUCCAUUACACACAUCAAGGAUCUUUGGCUUAUAUCGGCAGUGAGAGAGCUGUGGCUGAUGUCAGCUGGUUAAAUGGAAACUUUGCUACGGGUGGUGGACUGACAUAUCUGUUCUGGAGAAGCGCGUAUUUGAGCAUGUGUUUCAGCACACGCAACCGCGUCUUAGUCGUUCUCGACUGGCUAAAGUCCAAGGCUUUCGGUCGUGAUGUCUCCCGGGAGUAA
Lachnellula hyalina is the source of this 1749-nucleotide messenger RNA. It is a transcript of the gene NDH2, whose product is annotated as External alternative NADH-ubiquinone oxidoreductase, mitochondrial. The transcript has 3 exons. The record is from RefSeq and is a predicted model, not a curated record. NCBI's taxonomy places the organism in Eukaryota, Fungi, Ascomycota, Leotiomycetes, Helotiales, Lachnaceae. Bases 1 to 1749 code for a protein of 582 amino acids. Gene Ontology annotation, molecular function: NADH dehydrogenase activity.